AUGGCGUGGCUCUUCGAGGCCGAGCCAACGAAAGCUGAGGAUCAACUGGUCUGGUUCCUGCUCUACCUCGCGCUCUAUCUCGCCUUUUACUUCUUCACGAGCCCUUUUGUGGGCAAUCGAGAGCUUCUGAAUUCAUGGACGCCGUACGUCUACUUUUCCAUGAUACUCUACGCGUGGCUGCUCUCGGCUGCGGCCUUGCACACACCAGUGCAUGCGUUGGGGCUACUGGACUCGACCAUCAAACAACCGAUCUCGCUGCUGUUUCCCUUUUUCUCGGCCAGUUUUGUCUUUCUGGUCAUGCUCGAGGCUUUCAUGGUGCUCGUGCUUUCGCGAAAGAUCUCAAAACGAGGCUUGGCAUGGACUGUGGCGCCCGUCUCGAUGGGAAGAUCGUUCAUGAAUGUGCUUGGCAACAGCGCUGCAGUCAGUGUGGCCUGUGUGGCACUGAUUGUGCACUGCGAUGCGACAUGCGACUGUGCCGCGUCGCCGGAUGAACCGAGGACGUACAAUAGCCAUGCAUGUGCCCAGCUUUUUUCGUUCAUUCAGUCUGACGAUGUGGAGACGCUUGUGCCGGGAAGCUAUGGUGGUGCCAUUGUAAUCUGGUGCAUGGGGAUGCUCCUAGCUACUACCAACUUCUUUCUCGAACGUGUAAGCGGAGUCCGCAUGAUCGCGUCCUUUGGAUGGUUCUCCAACCGAGGUGCAGAAGACAAUGACGAGAUGGCUGAAGACGAGAACGGCAACGAGCGUUUACCGCCCGAUCAAAACUUGCCGAUGGUGCCGUGGUAUUCCAUGCUCUUGAUUGACACAGUCUUCGAUCUCCUCAUCUCGCUCAAAAUUUUCCUUGGCCGGUUCGACAUGCGUACGAUGCAGCGAGCGAUGUAUCCCAACGAUGAAGAUUACUGUUUUGACCACCUCGCGAAAAAGGACGAAGUGUGGCUUGACUUUAUGGCUGACUGUGGCGACGGCUUUAACAGCAGUUACCAAAUCGCGCGUUUGCUUGCUCAGCCGCAGCUUGAAGUCGACUGUGAGGUACCCGACGCGAAAGCUAGCGGCAAAGCUGUAUCUAGCCGAGCCAACGUGAAGGCGGCCACGAAUAAACCAGUCAAGCGAGUAUUUCCGCGCGGUGACGCUCUCAUACUCGGUGGAGAUCUCGCCUACCCGCAUCCAGAUAGUCAAUCGUACGAAACACGCCUAUUUCGAUGUUUCGAGUACGCCAUGAAGCCGCCAGCUUGCUAUCACCCAUCAUCUAUCUCCACACGGAAGAAAGCUCCUGACGGGUGCUCAUCGUUGCGCGAAUACAAAGGCCCUAGUGCGUUUGCGAUUCCCGGGAACCACGACUGGUUUGAUGGGCUCAACACGUUCAUGCGAUACAUUUGCCAGCGUGACUGGCUGGGAGGUUGGUUGCUCCCGCAAAAGACAAGCUACUUCAGCAUCAAGCUUCCUCAUGGCUGGUGGCUGUUUGGCGUGGACUUGGCUCUGGAAAAUGACGUCGACACCGAGCAGUUUGGCUUUUUCGAGCGGGUGGUCCAGUCGCAAAUGGGUCCAAAUGACGCGGUGAUUGUAGUCACCCAUGAACCGCGUUGGCUACUGAAUGUCUACGAGAACAGAUCCAAUGUGGACGUCAAACUGUCCUACCUGAUCGAGCACGUACUAAAAGGUCGAGUUGCCCUGCGACUUGCUGGGGACAUUCACAACUACAUGCGUCACUCGUUGGUGGAGGAGAAGCACGUCCUCAAGCGUCCCGUCUCCAUGCACUUUGAUGCAUUGCAGGCAAAAGUCACAAAGGCGAGUAUUCCUCGCAGCCGCUCGUUUUCGACUGCGGUCCACAAGCACUUUCCACACAUGAAGCACAACGGGGAGACUGACGAGCAGGGAACUGCCAGAGAUGCCACGCCCCGGUCGGAAAUUCCUGCUGAGCAUGAACUCUCUGCGGAGCAUUUGAUUAUCGCUGGUGGUGGGGGUGCCUUUUUGCAUCCGACACAUGUACCUAGUCCGAGUCUGGUGUCGAAUGGUGGCACGUACGAGCACAAGACGUGCUACCCACCGGCAGACGUUUCAAGACGCUACGCCGUGCUCAACGUUUUUGGCUUCCGUCGGCUCAACUGGCGUUUCGAUGCAAUUGGUGGUGUCGGGUAUUUCGCGCUCGUGUUCUCCAUGUUUCCACGCUGCUCAGUUAGCUCCAUCUACGCAGCUCCGACACGCUGGGAGGCGGUGAUCCAGUUCUACCAAGAGCUCGUUUCUUUGCUCGUUGACAUGGUGAUGACAUCCCAUGUGUCGCUGCUGUGCUGCAUCGGCAUGCUCUUGGCAACUAUCGGAUUUGCAGAUUGCACCACUUUGCCAAAGAGGUGUGCAAUGGGCCUGACCGUGUCAUGCUUCCACUUCCUGGCGGCCUUCACCGUGUUACUCGCGUACGAGCUCCUUCUCGAAGUAGCAUCAGCCCGUGGUGCACUCGGACGCGAGGGCGAGCACACGCUCUACCUCUACUUCAGUAGCACACUUCCCGAUUUCUCUGCUAUUCGCAAGUACGAUGUCUUUGGACUGGCUUCAAUGUACGGAGAGUUCAUGCGGCUCUGCAUGACUAUCUUCGACGUACCGGAGGUGGUCGCAUUGAAGCGCAUCAAGAUUUGCGGGUCGGGGUUCGAUAGCCUCGGGCGCAUGGAGUUGUGGACGUACUACGCCAGUGUGUUCCCGUACUUUUGGGUGCUCGCCACUCCAGUGGUGAGCUUUGUCUUUGGCACGUACCUGUACCUGUCGCUCAACAUAUUCGGCUGCCACUACAACGAGGCGUUUUCGUCGCUGCGCAUUGCCAGCUACAAGAACUUUCUGCGACUGCACUUUGACAAGGAAGGUCGACUUGAGGUGUUUGCGUUUGGCGUGGACAAGAUGCCACACCGCUGGUGCAGAGACCCAAAGUGGAGCGGCGGGACGGGGCCACGCGCUUCGCUCGAGCGGAACUUGCCGUCGUUCAAGUGGACCCGUCCAAGCUACUGGAAGCCAUUGGUGACCAAGGUGGACAAUAUGCUGCGCAUGGAUUUUGAGAACCCGUCUCUCGCUGGACGCUUCAAUGCGCUGGACCGCUCGAACGUGCGCCUGAUCGACCGCGUUGUGAUCCACAAGCGACCCACGUCAGGCGGCCACUAG
Molecule: messenger RNA, 3138 nt
Organism: Hyaloperonospora brassicae
Lineage: Eukaryota; Oomycota; Peronosporomycetes; Peronosporales; Peronosporaceae
Source: the annotation of a GenBank genome assembly